Molecule: messenger RNA, 3543 nt
Organism: Hippocampus comes (tiger tail seahorse)
Lineage: Eukaryota; Metazoa; Chordata; Actinopteri; Syngnathiformes; Syngnathidae
Product: leucine-rich repeat and immunoglobulin-like domain-containing nogo receptor-interacting protein 2
Exons: 1
Coding region: 87-2039 (650 amino acids)
Molecular function (GO): protein binding
Source: RefSeq, a predicted model, not a curated record
UGACAGUUCAUUAAAGAGACGGAGUUAAACGUUUUUUUAAAGUGUAAAAAGGCAGAAGGCAAACAAAUGAAGACUUGACGUAGCGAAUGGAGUAUUCUGACCUGUUUCUUUUUCAUUCACUGUUUUACAGGGACCGACCGCGAUGCUGUUCUGGACGUAUAAUGAGGCAUGCGAUGACAGUGGGCAACGUGAGUAAAAGAGUCAUGAAAGGCCCAGCGCCGUACUACCGCAUCCUCCUGGGUGGGGCCGUGGUGCUUCUCCUGGCCAGAUUGGCCCAGAGUUGCCCUGCCCGAUGUGAGUGUUCUGCGCAGACCAAGUCAGUGAGCUGCCACCGCAAGCGUCUCAGCACCAUACCUGAAGGCAUCCCCAUCGAAACUCGAGUCCUAGAUCUCAGCAAAAACAAGUUACGCAUAAUCACACCGGACAACUUCUCUUCAUUCCAUCUUCUGGAAGGCUUGGACCUGAGUGACAACCUCAUCAGUGUGGUGGAAACUGGAUCAUUUCGUUCCCAGCUUGCUCUCCGCUCACUGAACUUCCGCAGUAACGUGAUCCAGCUGGUUCCUGCAGGUGUACUGUCUGGCCUGACCAACCUCACUCACCUUGACCUCAACCACAACCGACUUGUGGUUCUGCUGGACCACGCCUUUCAAGAUCUGCACAAAUUGGCAUCCCUCGAGGUGGGUGACAAUGAACUUGUUUUCAUCUCUCCGAGGGCCUUCCUGGGAUUAACUGGACUCCGAAGUCUGACCCUGGAACGUUCCAAUCUCACUGCAGUCCCUACUGACGCUUUGGCACAUCUACACAACCUGGUCGAACUACAUCUUCGCCAUUUGAGCAUUAGUUUUCUGAAGCCUUUCUCUUUUAAGAGGCUGUUCCAUCUCCGCCAACUGGAGAUCGAUUAUUGGCCCUGGUUGGACACACUCCCCCCACUGUCUCUGCAUGGCCUCAACCUCACAACCUUGUUUAUAACCAACACGAACGUAUCUGCCUUCCCUGGUGCAGCAUUGCGCCACCUGCACUACCUCACUCACCUCAACUUGUCUUUCUCCCGAAUUCAGCAUAUCCAUCAAGGAGAGCUUGGGCACUUCCCGCAUUUGAUGGAGCUCCGUCUUCAAGGGUCUCAGCUUGUUUCUAUUGAACUCUUUGCAUUUAUUGGCCUCAUAUCUUUGCAACUAUUGGAUGUGUCACAAAAUCGCCUAGACUCUCUGGAGAGGGGAGUUUUUGCAUCCCCAGACAGCCUCCAGAGGCUUUGUCUGGGUGGAAACCCAUUGGUGUGUGACUGCAGAUUGCUUUGGUUGCUGAAUAGCUACAAGCCCCCCUCCCUUCAUAUUCUUGAUCUCCAGCCCGAGUGCAGCGCCCCCGAGUACCUCCUGGGAAAAACUCUUCGUGAGCUCAAGGAACCACUGGUCUCUCGGUACAUGACCUGCACCAAGCCUCGAAUUGGACCCAACAUAACACAGCUGCUGAUGGCUGACGAGGGUCAACCUGCCCGUUUGAGCUGCAUGGCAGAGGGAGCGCCAAGGCCUUCAGUGGUCUGGAUUACACCUCACAGACGCUACAUCACAGCCAAGAGCAGCGGCAGAGUGGAAGUCCAACCAGAUGGCACCCUGGAGAUCAAAGCUGCAGAGCUGCAUGACAGCGGAGUGUACUUGUGUAUUGCAAGUAAUGCUGCUGGCAACGCCAGCUUGUCGGCCUCUUUAGCCGUGAAGAGCCUGGGCAUUAGGGACAACUUUCACAAUAGCAACAGGAGCUCAAACUAUUUGACAAGCUCCAACAGCACUUGGGGAAAUGGGACUGUGUUGUACAACAUGACAGUCCCCAUAGACAUUAAGACUAUCAUUAUAUCCACAGCCAUGGGCUGCCUGUCCUUUCUAGGUGUGGUCGUCUUCUGCUUCCUGCUGCUCUUUGCCUGGAGCCGAGGAAAAGGACGUCAUAAGAGCAACUUUGAUAUUGAAUAUGUCCCACGCAAAACCAAUGGGGCCUCAGCCGAAGUGACAGAAACAAGUGGCCCCCGACGAGUCAAUAUGAAAAUGAUCUGAACCUGAAGCGGACUGAUGCGCACAACGACGACAACAACAAUGCAGUGCACACACAUCGGCUUGAAAAAAAAAGUUGCUUUCAAUGAUCCCCCCGUGGAAUUGUGACAAAUGAUGUACUAAUAUAGUGGCUGUCGAUGAAGGUGAUCUCGUGAUCAUGUGAAUAUCGAAGUGAAACCGUGAACGUGUUUAUAUCAAAUAAUGUCCUUACAUUACAUUGAAUAGAAUACUAUAACCAACAUAUCAAUAUGGGAGUGAUCUAGUGUUGCACUUGGCAUGUGUAUCAGUGGUGAUGUGAUGAGUAAUGAUGUUGUCCACUAUCCGUGACAUCAAACCGAAGGACGGAGUCACUGAGGGUUAUGGGGGGAGGGGGGAGGGGGGGAAUACUCUAAACGCAGCGAUAGCGAUCACCGCUGCAAUAUGUCAGGACUAAAUUGUCUAACACCCAUGUUAGCUGCAGUGUGAAUGGUGUGUGUCGUAAUCACGUGUGCUGUGUGUGCGCAUCGCUGUACGCAUGUUGCGUUUGUGUCUUUCGUUGUGCAUGUGCACGCAUUGCCUUUCUUAUCAGACAGAAAUAUUAAAAAGAUGGGGACCGGCGGGCCUUUGUUCUCGUUGGGUCAUUGUCACUGUUGGGUAAAACGGGAUCAUAUUGUAUAUGUUUUUGUAAUGGGAAAAUCCAAUUUAUUCUUAAAAAGAAAUGCUGCAUCCAUUUUGAAAUAGUUGCCCUCAUGCAAGGAGACGAACAUAUGGGGAAUUCAAUGAACUCAGGGCGACAUUGCGUUGUAAUUUAAUGUGAGGCGUGAGCUUUGUCUUCGUCAAAGAAUUCACUUUCCAGGAAAGACAAGACAUUCCCCUCAGAAAUAACAUCGGUCAAAGGCGUUAUCGCACGACAAAAGCUCCCGGCAAUAGAAAUGGUACAUUAAAGCUGUUUCAAAAUGUCAUAAAUCACAGGCAGUUUUUGCUGCCAGAAACGAAAAAAAAAAAAAAAAAUCCCUCGAUGUGACAUAAGAGACUCUGUGGCCACAACGGCAAAGAUUUACGGGCUAGUGCCCUCUUUUGGACAAGACAAAGUUAAGCCUCACCGAGUUAUGGCUUAAAUUUCCCGUCAUAUUUCUUUGAUCGCACCUCUUCACUUCCUUACUGGGGCUCUGCUUAUUUCAUAGGUGUCAAUUUCAAACUUGUAAUGGAAUCUUGUAACGUUAUGUUUCUUUGUGAGGAAAUAUUUUCCGUGUUUGGUGUGGGCAAUAUUGGCAAAACAAUUAAGGGCAAGUCUUUGUAUUGCAGGGACAUGGGUGUUGAUUUGUGUAAUUCUGUUGUGAUAAAACAUUCAAAAGUUGUAUAAUUGUUUUCGUAUGAUACAUUUAUGGGUAUAUUUUCAAAAGAAAAUAAAUAUCAAACCUACCCCUGAUUGGAAUUGUAUUUUAAAUUCAGCUGGAGUUACUCUAAUAGCAUCGGAAUAGCCGUAUGUCUGCGAUUAAAUAUUUACCAUUAGCUUGAACUGCACACA